Mollisia scopiformis is the source of this 327-nucleotide messenger RNA. RefSeq lists its product as uncharacterized. The record is from RefSeq and is a predicted model, not a curated record. Bases 1 to 327 code for a protein of 108 amino acids. NCBI's taxonomy places the organism in Eukaryota, Fungi, Ascomycota, Leotiomycetes, Helotiales, Mollisiaceae. The transcript has a single exon.
AUGGUUGCUGCCGCGACAAGAAUAAAGAUUCGACAAGAGAUCUCCACGACGAUGGAUGGAAAGGUUGUCUCUUGGGGCAACAAUUACUUCGGUCCAGCCGUGCCUGCUGCACCUGCUGCAGCAUCGGUCAACCUUCCUCGCCGCUCAGAGUCUUCGGCGGGCCGAGUCCGCCUGCAGGCUCGAGAUGCUGCUGUCCCACGAGGCCACAACAUUAGUGACUUGAUCGACUUUGUUAGAUCUGGUCCUCAGCUUGACAAGGAGAAUUCCGGGAGCUUACACACUCGAGUAUACCCGCAGAAACCUCUCGUUUUGAUCCUAUCAAUAUGA